GGGCUUGGUGGCUCAUUACAGCACCUCUGCUCACCUGUGUGAAUCCUUUCCAGACCCAGGUCUCCUGAGCACCCAACUAUGUCUGAGGACACACACAGUUCCACGGCAGUGUCCAUGCACCACCAUGGGUGCACCCUGAAAAGCGCCCUCGAAGGGAUCGUGAACCUCUACCACCAGUACAGCGCCAGGGAGGGCAAGGAUGACUUCCUCAGUCAGAAGGACCUGAGCGAGUUCCUGAAGUGCCAGGCACCCACCUUCCUGGCAGCCUGCGAUCGGGACAGACCUGGGUACAUCAAAAUGCUCUUCAAAGACACUGACAUGAAUAAUGACAGAAAGCUGAGCUUUGAGGAGUUCACGAAGAUCUUGGCCAAACUGGCCUAUGACACCCACUGCAUCCACCAUGGAUUAGACCGGUGCCGCCAUGGGAAAGACUAAAGCCCUGAGUGCAGACUCAGGCUGGAGGAGACCCUGGACCAGAUGACUCUGCCCCCGCUGCAGAAAUCUCCCAUGCCCAGAAGCCCCCAUGCCUGUCUGCCCACAGGGGCCUGAUGUGAGACAAUAAAGCUGCUGUUGAAACCC
Messenger RNA from Alligator sinensis (Chinese alligator), 579 nucleotides. Its product is annotated as protein S100-A7-like. Lineage: Eukaryota; Metazoa; Chordata; Crocodylia; Alligatoridae. Gene Ontology annotation, cellular component: extracellular exosome; cytoplasm. Gene Ontology annotation, biological process: endothelial cell migration. The record is from RefSeq and is a predicted model, not a curated record. Bases 79 to 435 code for a protein of 118 amino acids. The transcript has 3 exons. Gene Ontology annotation, molecular function: calcium ion binding.